AUGAAUACUCAUACUGAUGAAGCAAAACAAGAAAUGAUUGAUUAUUGUCGAUUAUAUUAUCAUAAUGAUAUUAUACGUCUAAAACAAAUAGGUGAACUUGAAAAGACAUAUCAUUCGUCUAAUGCCAUUCAAUGGUAUACAAAAGAUUGUUUUGCAUAUAGAUUUGUUAAUAAAGCAUUAAGAAUAGAAAAUGUUGAAGCUUUAUAUAAAUUAAGAUAUUUUAUUGCUGACAUAUAUAAAAAUAUUAAAGAAAUAUUUGAUGAAAAUUUUGAAAUGUAUAGUGAGUAUUUGAAAACAUUUCAUUUUUAUCGUGGUUUAACACUAUCAGAAAAUGAUAUACUUCAAAUUCAAAAUUGUAUUGGAAAGAUACCAUGUACCAUUUUCAUCAGAAAGAUACCAUGUAUCGAUGCUUGGUAG
Didymodactylos carnosus is the source of this 417-nucleotide messenger RNA. Lineage: Eukaryota; Metazoa; Rotifera; Eurotatoria; Philodinida; Philodinidae. The record is from the annotation of a GenBank genome assembly.